UCGUUUUACUUAUUACAUCUUUCAAAGUAUUCAAAAUUGUACAUAAAUUUAUUUGCACUCCGUUUUUUUUUUUUUUACUCGAUCGAUUUUACGUAACAUCUCUGGUAUUUAUGGCCGAUAGAGACACUGACGAUUCGGAGAGAUGGUAUCAAUGGGUUGGUGGUUCACCCGAUCAGAGCGAUCGGGAGACGGAACGUACAUGCUGGAUAUGCUUUGCCACCGAGGCGGACAAUCCUUUGGCCAGAUGGGUGCAUCCUUGCCAAUGUCGUGGAACUAGCAAAUGGGUACAUCAGAGUUGUCUAUAUCGUUGGAUCGAUGAGAAGCAGAGGGUCAAUCCGCAGCGUUCGGUCGUUUGUCAGCAGUGCCAGACCAAGUACUUAAUCGUUUAUCCACAGAUGAAUCCACUGGCCGGUGGUCUGGACCAAUUUGAUUAUAUGGUUCGUCGUUGGAGUCGUUAUGUGGCAACGGGCGUAUUUGUUGGUUGCAUUUAUUGGUUAGCCAUUACGUAUGGCGCCAUUACGGUAAUUCAGGUCUUGGGCCAAGAAAGCGGCGUUGCGCUGAUGGAGAAAGGUGAUCCUUUAUUCAUACUGAUUGGUCUUCCAGUUAUACCAGUUGGCCUCAUUUUACUACGUCUUAUCCGUUGGGAGAAUGCAGUUUUGCGUUUCAUACAAGGUCCUCAUAAAAUAUUACGAAAACUUCCAUUUGUCAGUUGGUUUAGCCAUGAGGCUGCCACCGAGUUGAAUGGAGCUGGCGAUGGCGAUGGCAAUGAUUCCAGCGAAAUCGUUGUACUACCCCCACCGAGCCCUGCCAUCGUGGAGCCCUUCAAUGUGUCCCGUACCUUGUGUGGCGCCAUCGCCUUGCCCACUUUGGCCACAUAUGUGGGAAAGUUUGUUUACCAGAGUGUGGGCAAUCCAUUGCAUCGAGCUCUGCUCGGCGGAGUCACCUACCUUGGUGUCAAGGGCAUUCUGAAAAUUUACCUACACCAGAAGCAACAUCUACGCAAACGUCAUCGUCGCAUUCUCAACUACACGGAUGAAAAUAUUCGACUAUAUGGGCAUGAUGGUCAUAAUGAGGCGGCCAAUACCACCGAACGUCAGGAUGGUGGUCUCGAUGGCCAUAAUUCCGAUUCUGAUGUCAUCAACGAAGACGCCAACAGCAGCAGCAACAACAACAACAACAACAACAACAACAAUGUUGAUAGCAAAGAUGAUAACGAAGAGACCGAAGAUCCCAAUGGGAAUAGCCAUUAUUCUCCAUCCAAUUCUAAUAAAUAAGUAAAUCAUUUCGUAAGGUUCAAAUGCAGAAAUUGUUAAUACUUAACCAAUGCAAAUAUAUAUUUAUAUAAUAUAAAAUAAACAUGUCUCUUUGAAAGAAUAAAA
Molecule: messenger RNA, 1379 nt
Organism: Drosophila willistoni
Lineage: Eukaryota; Metazoa; Arthropoda; Insecta; Diptera; Drosophilidae
Product: E3 ubiquitin-protein ligase MARCHF5-like
Exons: 1
Coding region: 111-1274 (387 amino acids)
Molecular function (GO): zinc ion binding
Source: RefSeq, a predicted model, not a curated record